UUCUGACGUGGCUGUAAGCCAUUGGAAGCUUAGCUCUGGUAUAAAUAUGACAGGCUUGUAGGCCGUUCGUUCACUGCUGGAGUGUCAUUACAGACUUCUGCACCAUAUCGGGCAGACAGGAACACUAACACAAGCAAAAGCUGGCAGGCUGACGCGAACGGGCAGCUUUACAGGACGGAUUAUCUGGUAACUGACCAUUUAGCUGUGGCACACUCGGACUCCGUGUAAAAGUGGGAUUUCGACCAUGAGCUCCGUCGCCGUACUUACGCAGGAAAGCUUCAAUGAGCACCGCAGCGGCCUCUUGCCUGAGCAGGCAGGCGCUGCCUCGGCCGGGCCCGCCGGCUCGGCCGAUGAGGAGGCGCUGCCGACCUACAAGGACGCCUUCCCCCCUCUGCCCGAGAAGGCGGCGUCGCCCGAGGGCACGCAGGAUUCGGCCAACGCCUGGACCAAGAUCAAGCCUCUGAAGUCAUCCGUCAUCACCCAGGUUUUCCACGUGCCCCUGGAAGAGCGCAAGUACAAGGACAUCAACCAGUUCGGUGAAGGAGACCAGGCCAAGAUCUGUGUUGACAUCAUGCAUAGGACUGGGGCCCACCUCGAACUCUCCAUGGCCAAGGAUCAGGGUCUCUCCAUCAUGGUGUCUGGGAAGCUGGAUGCUGUCAUGAAGGCCCGCAAGGAGAUUGUGUCCCGACUGCAGACUCAGGCCUCUGCAACCGUGGCCAUACCCAAGGAACACCACCGCUUCGUAAUUGGCAAGAACGGCGAGAAGCUGCAGGAACUGGAACUGAAGACCGCCACCAAGAUCCAGAUCCCACGGCCUGAUGACCCCAGCAACCACAUUAAGAUCUCUGGCACCAAGGAGGGCUUGGAGAAGGCCAAGCAUGAGAUCCUGCUCAUCUCCGCUGAGCAGGACAAGCGUGCUGUGGAGCGGGUGAACAUCGACAAGGCGUACCACCCCUUCAUCACCGGAGCCUUCAACAAGACGGUGGGGGAGAUGAUGCAGGAGACGGGCGCGCGCAUCAACGUUCCGCCGCCCAGCGUCAACAAGACCGAGAUCGUCAUCACCGGGGAGAAGGAGCAAGUGGCCCUGGCCGUCACCUUGAUCAAGAAGAUCUACGAAGAGAAGAAGAAGAGCGCCACUACCAUAGCGGUGGAGGUGAAGAAAUCUCAGCACAAGUAUGUGAUCGGCCCCAAAGGGAACACCCUGCAGGAGAUCCUGGAGAAGACUGGAGUCUCGGUCGAGAUCCCACCCACUGACAGCAGCUCCGAAACGGUCAUCCUCCGCGGAGAGCCAGAUAGGCUGGGCCAGGCGCUCACUGAGGUCUACGCCAAGGCCAACAGCUUUACUGUGUCCUCCGUGUCCGCUCCAUCCUGGCUUCACCGCUUCAUCAUUGGCAAGAAGGGGCAAAAUCUGGCAAAGAUCACCCAGCAGAUGCCUAAGGUGCACAUCGAAUUCACUGAGGGCGAGGAUAGGAUCACCUUGGAGGGACCCACCAAGGACAUGCAGCUGGUACAGAGCCAGAUCGAAGCCAUCGUCACAGACCUGGUUAACCGUAUGGAUUACACCGAGAUCAGCGUGGAUCCCAAGUUCCACCGACACCUGAUUGGAAAGGGCGGUGCGAACAUUAACCGCAUCAAGGACCUGCACAAGGUGUCGGUGCGCAUCCCCCCCGACAACGAGAAGAGCAACCUGAUCCGCAUCGAGGGGGACCCCCAGGGUGUGCAAGAAGCCAAGAAGGAGCUGCUGGAGCUGGCGUCGCGCAUGGAGAACGAGCGUACAAAGGACAUGAUUAUUGAACAGCGUUUUCACCGAGCCAUAAUAGGGCAGAAGGGGGAGAAUAUUAAGGAAGUCCGGGACAAGUUCCCCGAGGUCAUAAUCAACUUUCCUGACCCGGCGCAGAAGAGCGACAUCGUUCAGCUGCGAGGGCCCCGAACUGAAGUGGAGAAAUGUUCCAAAUUCAUGCAAAAGAUGGUGGCUGAAAUGGUACGAAAAGGAGGAAAUAUAAGAGUGAAAAUUGAAACUGCUUUUGAUCGUGGGGAUGUGGGCGAACCCGGCAUUGACCUCAAGCCUCCCUGCCAGAUUCGUGAGGAGACGAACACUAAGAUUGACCUGCCUGCAGAAAACAGCAACUCUGAGAUGAUCGUCAUAACUGGGAAGAAGGCCAACUGCGAGGCUGCAAGGAACCGCAUCUUGGCCAUCCAGAAGGAGCUGGCGAACAUCACGGAGAUGGAGGUGUCCAUUCCCUCCAAGCUGCACAACUCCCUGAUCGGCUCCAAGGGGCGCUUCGUGCGCUCGAUCAUGGAGGAGUGCGGCGGGGUGCACAUCCACUUCCCCAGCGAGGGCUCCGGCAUCGACACGGUGACCAUCCGCGGCCCCGCGGAGGACGUGGAGAAGGCCCGGCGCCAGCUGCUGUCGCUGGCCGAGGAGAAGCAAAUCAAGAGCCACACGGCGGAGCUGCGCGCCAAGCCGGAGUACCACAAGUUCCUGAUCGGGAAGGGCGGCGGGAACAUCCGGAAGGUGCGCGACAGCACCGGCGCGAGGAUCAUCUUCCCCACGGCCGAGGACAAGGACCAGGAGCUGAUCACGGUCGUGGGCACGGAGGAGGCCGUGCGGGAGGCGCAGAAGGAGCUGGAGGAGCUCAUCAAAAGCCUGGAUAACAUAGUGGAGGACUUCAUGAUGGUCGACCCCAAACACCACCGCUACUUCGUAGCCCGCCGCGGUCAGGUGCUGCGGGACAUCGCCGACGAGUACGGCGGCGUGAUGGUGAGCUUCCCCCGCACCGGCUCGCAGAGCGACAAGGUCACCCUGAAGGGCGCCAAGGACUGCGUGGAGGCCGCCAAGAAGCGCAUGCAGGAGAUCGUCGAGGACCUGGACGCUCAGGUGACGAUGGAGUGCGUGAUCCCCCAGAAGUUCCACCGCUCCAUCAUGGGCCCCAAGGGGUCUCGGAUCCAGCAGAUCACCAGAGAUCACAACGUGCAGAUAAAGUUCCCGGAUAGGGAGGAUCCCCAAGCUCCCCCCGCUGAGGCCCCUGUCCAAGAGAACGGUGAAGCAGAUGGGGAGGUCAAGGAGGCCGACCCCGCCACCCCCAAGAAGUGCGACGUCAUUGUGCUCUCUGGCCGCAAGGAAAGGUGCGAGGCGGCCGUGGAGGCGCUCAAGGCUUUGGUUCCUGUGACCACAGAGGUGGAAGUACCGUUUGAGCUUCAUCGUUACAUUAUUGGCCAGAAAGGAAGUGGAAUUCGAAAGAUGAUGGAUGAAUAUGAGGUCAAUAUUCAAGUGCCUGCUCCUGAGCUGCAGUCGGACAUCAUCUCCAUUACCGGCCUGGCCAAUCACCUGGACCGCGCCAAAGAAGGCCUCCUGGAGCGAGUCAAAGAGCUGCAGGCUGAGCAGGAGGACCGGGCUCUCAGGAGCUUCAAGCUGACCAUCACUGUGGACCCCAAAUAUCACCCCAAAAUCAUUGGGCGCAAAGGCGCCAUCAUCACCCAGAUCCGCAACGAACACGAUGUCAACAUCCAGUUCCCCGAGAAGAAUGAUGAGAACCAGGAUCAGAUCACCAUCACUGGUUAUGAGCAGAAUACCACUGCUGCCCGCGCUGCCAUUCAGGCCAUUGUUGAUGAGCUGGAGGAGAUGAUCUCCGAGGACAUCACCCUGGACAGCAGAGUCCACGCCCGAAUAAUCGGGGCUCGCGGAAAAGGCAUCCGCAAGAUCAUGGAGGAGUUCAAGGUUGAUCUCAGGUUCCCCCAGAGUGGGGCUGCAGACCCCAACCUUGUGACCGUGACCGGCCGCCCUGAGCUAGUGGAUGAAGCUAUUGAUCACCUCUUGAACUUGGAGGAGGAAUAUAUGGCAGACGUUGUGGAAAACGAGUCCAAGCAGGCCUACAUGAAGCCUCGUGGGGGGGGUGCCUCGGUGGAGGAGCCCCGAGGCCCAUCAAAGGGCUUUGUGGUGAGGGAAGCACCCUGGACAACUAGCAGUGAGAAGGCCCCUGACAUGAGCAGUUCUGAGGAUUUCCCAAGUUUCGGGGCACCUGUAGCUGCAAAGACCUCUCCAUGGGGCCCCAAACGUUUCUAACCAGGCUGCUAUAGAUGGGCAUUCAUCCACUCAACCAUUUCCCUGAAAUCCCCUGUCCCCAUCCCCCCAAUUGACCAUUGGCACUGACCCCUCUGGUUUUUGCUGCACAUCAGCUGUGGUUUGGUGCACCAUCUGUAAACCCUCCAGGGAAAGUGAAGUGGUCUUUGAAUAAAAACCUUGUCAACCAGAUUUUAUUUGGUCCAAAUUUCAAGUCAUUUGUUGGAGAAAGGCUUAUCGGCUCCAGAAAACUUUCACAUUUUGGUUUUCGUCUAGUUCAUGUGGUCUGCCUUUGUAGACUUUACUAUUGUAAAAUCCUGAAACUACUUCAGGAUGCCGUUUUGGAUCUGAGCCGUAAGCAAUGCUCAAUGCAUUCAGAAAUCUAAUGUCUGACUUGACGGGACCUUGUCCUCUUCAGUAUAUCUGACCAGGAUAUUGCUAGGUUGUGAUGGGAAGGUGCCCAUUUUGAGUAGAAAUGGUGAUCAUCAGUGUUGUCAGACUUCCUCUGUUGUGAUUUGAACUUGUGCUGUGUUACAGUGGUAAAACUGCUUUUAAUCCAAAGCUGUUGCCAAGGUGAUUGAACAAAGCUGUCAGGGUUGAAUGAACUGCCCCUGUGAGUUGCCUUGGAAACAGAUUGUAUUACCUCUGAUAUUAGAAGAAAUGUGGCCCUUAGCUUCUAUUUCUCUUAAUGGUAGUUCAAAUUUUGAAACUUCAGGUGACUGGCCUUUUCAGCACCCCCACCCCCCACCCCAACCCAACUGUACCCAUGUAGAACCUGCUUUGUCUCAGUGUUAGUAGAGCUGGGGUGCAUGACUGUCUAGUCUACCUCUAGCACUUUAUGAAGUACAUCACUACAAUUUGCGAAUACACAUGGUUGUUGAAUCCUGGGGAAGUUCAGAAAUUUAACUGGUCUUGCAGUGAAGAAGCAACUUUUUAAAGUAUUGGACAGUUUGAAGUUUUAAGUUUAGACUAUUCUGGCUGAGCUUUUUUGGAAUAGGAAUGGCGGUUCAAAUUGGGAAUACAGUUCGAACUGCACAAAUGGGCUUUUUUUCCCCCCUUCCCUCAAGCUCCAAAUAUGAAACUCCCUUUGGUUUGAUCAUUUUCUUCCAAUCAUGCCAGUUUAGGCCAAUGAGCAGCCUAGUGAUGUCGUCUUUUUUUUUUUUAACCUUCGCUACUGGGUCAGUGUCCUAUCCCUUUUCUUGUCUUCCAGUUCCAGGGCAGAUUCUUCUGUUUCCAUGGCAACAGCCCUCUUAUCAGCCUUAAAACAAGAUUAUGCAAAAACCUUACAAAAAAAGUGAAAUUAUAUGGAUAACACUGGAAUUUUAAAUGUCCAACAAUAAAAAUAAAAUAAAAAAUAAA
Anguilla rostrata (American eel) is the source of this 5419-nucleotide messenger RNA. RefSeq names its product high density lipoprotein binding protein a (gene hdlbpa). Gene Ontology annotation, cellular component: nucleus; cytoplasm. Gene Ontology annotation, molecular function: mRNA binding. NCBI's taxonomy places the organism in Eukaryota, Metazoa, Chordata, Actinopteri, Anguilliformes, Anguillidae. The record is from RefSeq and is a predicted model, not a curated record.